AUGGAGACAGCAACACUUACCGAACAGAAUAUGGAUCCGUCACAUCUCAGUCCAAAUCCUCUCAAAUGCCCUCCCGUCUCACAACCUUUACACCUGCUCUCUCCCGAGAGAGUCAAUCAACAACGAAUACCACAGUCUCCUCCGAUGGGUGCUCCCCUCGACGAAAACGAGCGACCACGCACCCGCGACUCUUUCACGUCCGAAGUUCAAUCGAAAGUGGCUUUCCUCAACAGCCUUUCCGGUGGCAAUGGAAGCGCCCAGUCAUCGCCCACGAGGACCCCAAGAGGCCAUGGUAACAGCAACACCGCCCUCCAACGGGCUGUCAUGGGCUACGAAGAGGCACAGGCCAGCCUGGCCACGGUGACCGCGGAUCUGGAACGGGUGCGGGAGGAGCUUACCGCGAGGAAAAAGCGGGAACGGAUGCUUGCGCAACGAGUCGAAGAGCUGCUGGGGGAAAUCCAAGCGGAAAGAGAGAAGCGGAGCCGUGACCAAGAAAGCUACGCCAAGGAGGUGAAGAGAUGCCGCAAAGAGGCGUAUCGGGCCGAACUGGCGGUCGUCGAGGUGCGGCAGGACUUGCAAGAGGCGAGGAGCGAACUCAAGAGGAGUCAGGCCGAAGCACAGCACGAGAAAGCGGAAAAGGAAAAGAGCAGGCAGGAGAGUUUCGAGAGAGCGUAUGCUCUGGCGGGGAUGGUGGGCGAAGUUGACCAGCUAAAAGACCGUCUGAGGGCGAUGGAGAGAGAGAGGGAUGCUGCACUUCUGGAGGCCAAGACGAACGAUGUCGAAGUCUUUGUCUUACCAUCACAGCAAGACAAGGCCGGGACCGCCUCACAACGGGAGAAGGAGCAAUCGCAAAAGAGAGACCACGAGCAGCAAUCCGAAGAGGCAUCCGUGUCGCUGAAGAGGCCGAUGGACGCCGCAGGGGAGCCGGCACGUGUGCCAGGACUGAAAGCCUCACGAGAUAUGCUCAAGUUCGCUGUUGACAUUUACGACAAACGCUCGCGGGGGGAGAAACUCACUCCUGAAGAAGAAAUCAGAUUCCUCAAGCAAGAGUUGAGAUGUGCUCGACAGAAACACGCCGAGGAUGCAGAUAUGAUUCAUUUCAUGCAUAUGCAGUGCCAGUUCAAGGCCUGCCCAUGUCGAUUGGCUGAAGACAAGGGCGAACGAUUUGUGCAUGACUUUGCGUAUGACGCGACUCUCGAAGACACCCAGGCACCGAAGAAGAGAAAGUUGUCAAGUGAAUACGAAGAAAUGGAUUCGGUUCAGAGAUCUGCUGGAGAAUCUCCAGAGAACAUCACUCAAGCCACCAAUGUCCCCUCUCAGGACGUUGCCCAGUUUCUACCAGAAACCACAAGCGUGGAAGCCGGUCGACUGCCCCCGGAUCCGACCCAUGAACACCUUUCAAGAAUCUCAGAAGAGCCACUACUUCUUGAGGAAGCAGCUGAAAUCCCCCUUCCUGACCCUCAAUCUAGCGAACUGAAUUCGCGGGGUUGCACUCCAGAGUUGACCGCUCAACUCGAAGACAUCACACAAGUCAUAGUAGAGCCCGGUACUGCAUCCAAACCCUUCUCUUUCUCAACGUCGACCACGAGUAACCCGGCGCCGAAGGACAUGACCCCAUCCCUCCGACAUGCCGAGAGCGCAACGGCCGUCCUCGAACGAGACCUGUUCGACCUCUCACCUCCCAAACAAGCACCACCCCGUCGACCGUCUACGGCUAUGGGUAUCUUGACAGUCGACUCCCCCAUCCGUCUGGUUCCUGAUUCGCCGCGGUCACUGAGAACAUUGGACCUGUCCCCGAGUCAUGUUUACGAUUACAAUCACACAAUCACGACGACCACGAAAGUUGCCUUGAAGGGCUCGCCGGAGCGACACAGCUUGCACAAACGAUCUCAGUCCAAGCCCAACCUUCGAAGUCAUUCCCCGGGACACUCGUCGGCAAUAUCUCAUUCCAGUGACCACGAGAAUGAAUCGCGCGCUCCCUCCGCGUCACCGGCCCCAGCGACAAUGUUCCCGAUUACACCACUGCACAAGCAGGCGAGAUCGAUGCAAAUGCAAAAUCUCGAGCAGCAUGCUCAAUCACAGCCUCGGCCCGUGACGACAAGUACUACGACCAGAGUACCGCUCAAGGGUUUGACCGAUGUUGCCAUGGUUGACGAUGUGUUUAGUCCGGAGAAGCCUGGCCACGGCCAUGCCCAUACCGAGGUUUUGAACCUAAACAUGGACAUGAAUCAACUCUCCAACCCGUUGAGGAUUAGUACAGCGAGCACCGGCAGCAACGGUGGCAACGAUACGUGGUCGAACCGCGCAUCACAGGCCGGGACGAUCCCUAAUUCGAUCUUGGGAAAUGUGCCUGGGACACCGAUUUCUCGAGAAGCGGCUCUAGCGCAGAUCCGAGCAAGACGAGACCGAGCGAGAAGCGUGAACCUCAAGUCUGCAAGUGGGAAGGAGAAUAGAAUCGCCGGUGGGAAGGUUGGUGGUAGUCCUACCAAACCGAAAGUCGUGGGGUCGUUGUUUGGAAGGGACAAAGAGAAUGUGAGAAGAGAAAUCAGUCAGGCGAGUGCGCCGGGAAGAUUUGGAUAUUGA
Exophiala spinifera is the source of this 2583-nucleotide messenger RNA. RefSeq lists its product as uncharacterized. The record is from RefSeq and is a predicted model, not a curated record. The coding region runs from base 1 to 2583 and encodes 860 amino acids. Lineage: Eukaryota; Fungi; Ascomycota; Eurotiomycetes; Chaetothyriales; Herpotrichiellaceae. The transcript has a single exon.